AUGGCUGAAACCCCACGGCCACUCCUUUUGCUCUCCUUGCUGGUCGCUUGGGGCCGGGCCUCUCCUUGCGAGGGGCCCGUCUGCCUGGAUGACACCUUGGGCUUCACGGCCUUGGUUCAGACGGACCAGCACUACCGGCGGCAGCGGUCUCUGCAAGCCGCCGGAGGGAACCAAAGCGCCCGCCAGGGCGCCCUGCCGGGCACCGGGAGCCCCCCAGUUCCGGACGUCCGGGCGGCCUUCGCGGCCCUGGGCCGCGACGGCCGGGUGCUGGAGAUCGACAAGGGGAGCGCUUGGCCGUCGGACCACUACAAGAGCUACAUGCCCCCAUAUGCCGAGCACAUCGAGGGCGUCCAGCGCUUCAAGGGCAGCUACAUUGCAUUCUCAGGAGCCGAAAGCGACGCGGGUGACCUCUUCAUUGCCGCCCUGAACGGUGUGGCAGGCUCUGGCCGUCUGGGUCAGGGGACCGGGGAGGUGGUGAAGCGGGUGAUCGUGGACUCGACCCUGACUCAUGCCGGUGGCUUCCAAAUCAGCGGCGAUCUGCUCGCGAUCGGGGCCGAAGCCCAGUGCUCGCCGAUGCAGAGAGUCUUUGGUGGUUGCAAGCACAGAUCCCAGGUGCUGUUCUUUGAUCUUUCUGAUCCGCUGAACCCAGUCAAGCUGCCGACUUUCAUCGAUCGGCCUGGGAAAACUGCCGGGGCAGUUGGGAUUGUGCGCCAAGCCAACGGGAAGUGGCUUGUGAUGGUGGGUGAUGGCGACAACAAUAACAUUGACCUGUACGUUGAAGGUGAGGCUGGAUCCUUCAACCUCGUGGCAUCUUGGGGCAAGCAAGAGCUGCUCAAGGAUGCCGGAGUGGAGGGGGGCUACAAGUCCUACCAGAACAUGAACGUACUUCUCCAAAGCGAUGGGCAGCUCUUCAUGGUCUGCACUGCCCUGUCUUCUAUGUUUAUGGGCUCCGACUACUUCGACCUCUUUACUGUCCAGCCCUCCGACGAUGGCCGGGCCACCAUCACCAUGGUGGACUCGAAGAAGGCCACCUGCCACGGCUGCACUUUCGCAGCCGCGGCUGGGAUCUACGUGAAUCCCGAGGAUCCUUCGCAGCUGCUCGGCUACGCGUCGGGCUGGCUGCCGUCCUCGAAGUCCUUUUCAAGUGUGCCGGUGCCGGGCAACACGAUCUUUGUCAACGAGUUCUGA
This is a messenger RNA of Symbiodinium natans, 1188 nucleotides long. The record is from the annotation of a GenBank genome assembly. Lineage: Eukaryota; Dinophyceae; Suessiales; Symbiodiniaceae.